CUCCUUAAAGUCCUGAAGCUGGUCUGAGGUCACAGGCUCAGGAUCCUUGUGUUCCUGAUAAGUGCUAUGUGGCCCCGCAGAGAGGAUCUAACAACCUGAUCUCUCAGGGUUUCUUCCCAGAGGCUCCUGGAUAGGGUACACACUUGGCCCCCUCCUGACAGGCAUGGGGUUCUGGGUACCAAAGAGAUUGAGGGGGACUGCCAGUGGACAGACAUGGAGCUGCUCUGGAUGCCCUUGCUGCUGGUGGCUUCUUGUGUCUCUAUUGUGCAGGGCUCACCGGGGAUGAGUGCCAAGGAGGCCGCCAUGGACAUCCCCAAACCCCUGCACAUCGUGGAGGAUCACAACCUGCUGGUGCUGACGUCUGCGGGCCUGACUCAGAUGUUGAACCAGACCCGCUUCCUCAUGGUGCUUUUCCACAACCCAUCCUCCAAGCGAUCCAGGAAUAUGGCCGAGGAGCUGGGCAAAGCCAUGGAGAUCAUGGGCAAAGGCAAGAAUGGGAUUGGCUUCGGCAAGGUGGACAUCACUAUUGAGAAGGAGCUUCAGGAGGAAUUUAACGUUAAGAAGGCCCCAGAAUUGAAGCUGUUUUUUGAGGGCAACCGGUCUGAGCCCAUCAGCUGCAAAGGUGUGGUUGAAUCGACGGCCUUGGUGGUUUGGUUGAGAAGACAAAUCAGCCAGAAAGCGUCUGUGUUCACGGACAGCCAGCAGGUGGCAGAGUUUGUGAAAUCCAGGCCUUUGGUCAUCGUGGGCUUCUUCCAGGAUUUAGAGGAAGAAAUUGCAGAAUUGUUCUUUGAGGUGAUCAAAGACUUCCCAGAGCUGACUUUUGGAGCCAUUUCCAUUCCCAAUGCCCAUGGCCGUUUCCACGUCAUCCUCGACAGUGUCCUGGUGUUCAAAAAGGGAAAGGUUGUGAACCGCCAAGAGCUUAUUAACGACAAUACCAAUGAGCAAACCCUCAAGCACGUCGUCAUACAGCAACUCACAGAUUUUGUUAUUGAGUACAACUUUGAGAAUAAGGAUUUGAUUUACGAAUUGAACAUCCUGAAUCACAUGCUGCUCUUUGCCUCUAAAAGCUCGGAGUCAUUUGAGCUCAUAAUUCAACAUUACAGGUUGGCAUCAAAGGACUUCCAAAACAAGAUCCUUUUCAUCCUUGUGGACACUGAUGAUCCCAGAAACGGACGUAUUUUUGAGUAUUUCCGGGUCACUGAAGUGGAUAUCCCAUCUGUCCAAAUCCUCAACUUGACUUCUGACGUGAGGUACAAAAUGCCUGCAGAAGAGAUAACUUAUGAAAACCUCAAGAAAUUCAGCACCAGCUUCUUGAGUAGCAAAGCGAAGAAACACCAAUCCAGCGAAGAGAUCCCAGAAUAUUGGGACCAGGGCCCAGUGAAACAGCUUGUGGGAAAGAACUUCAACCGAGUUGUCUUUGACAAGAAGAAGGAUGUGUUUGUGAUGUUCUAUGCACCCUGGUCUGAAAAGUGCAAGGCACUCUAUCCACUGUUGGAAGAGUUGGGCAGAAAGUAUCAAAAUCACUCCACACUCACCAUCGCCAGGAUUGACAUCAUGGCAAAUGACAUUCAGCUGAUGUACCUGGACCGGUACCCAUUCUUCAGGUUCUUUCCUCUCGACUCUGAACAGGCUGUAGUCUACAAGGGAGAACAUACCCUGGUGGCCUUUUCGGAUUUCCUGGAAAGACAAAUCAAGGCCCGGGCUGAGGAAGAGGACAAGGUCUUUUCCAUUGAGAAAAGUGAGCUGACAGAAGAGACAGUAUUGGCUGAGGAAGAGGAGAACCCUUCUGAAGAGAAGAUGCUGCCCGCGCAUAAGUUGGUGGAAUUGGAAGAGCUAGUUAGGCAGAAGGGACCCAUGGAGCAAAAGGAGGUGGGACUUCCUACGCCACUGGUUCCUCCCACACAAGAAAAGACAGUAGGUGUCAAAGAGGAGCUUUAGCUUUCCUUAAGCCAGGUGCCCAUCUUCCAGGUCCCUGAUCUCCUUAAAUAAAAUGAUGUAUUAUUGAAGUGGUGUGGGUGGGAACUGGAUAAUAAAGCCCCUGAAAGUCUUUCA
Molecule: messenger RNA, 2052 nt
Organism: Echinops telfairi (small Madagascar hedgehog)
Lineage: Eukaryota; Metazoa; Chordata; Mammalia; Afrosoricida; Tenrecidae
Gene: PDILT
Product: protein disulfide isomerase like, testis expressed
Exons: 12
Coding region: 214-1938 (574 amino acids)
Biological process (GO): protein folding
Cellular component (GO): endoplasmic reticulum
Source: RefSeq, a predicted model, not a curated record